Molecule: messenger RNA, 447 nt
Organism: Striga asiatica
Lineage: Eukaryota; Viridiplantae; Streptophyta; Magnoliopsida; Lamiales; Orobanchaceae
Source: the annotation of a GenBank genome assembly
AUGACGAGAUUAUCCACUGGUACUCUCGGGAACAAAUCCAGUGGAGACGGGGUGGGGCCUGUAGCUCAGAGGAUUAGAGCACACCCGGUCCCUCUGCCUACGUGGCAUGUGCCGCUCGUCCGGAAAAAUCAGCAGCUCGUAAAAUUUCCCGGCACUCACGAGCGCGUUCACGAGCCUCGCCGUGUGCCUGAAGUGCACGUUCUCGUCGAUCAUCCCGUGCACCAGCAGAAGCCUUCCCUCCAAAUUCCCCACGUGCUGCAUAACCGAGCUUCGCUCGGGCAGGCCCAUGUAUUUCUCGGUGUAGAACGAGUCGUAGCCGUCCCACGAAGUGACUGGAGCACCGGAGACCGCGCACCGGAAAAUGCUCGGAAAACGCGCGAGGGCCAUGGCCGAGAGGUAUCCUCCGUAGCUCCAACCGUAGAUCCCGAUGUGGGCCCGCAUGGAUAG